AUGAAAUUAUUGGCAAUAUUUAUUUUAUAUAAGGAAAAUGAUAAAAGCGCAAAAAUUCUUCAAGAUGAAUUUAAUCUUGAAAGUUUCGGCUAUUUCCAGCGUCAUCAUAUACGACAAAUUCUUGUUUUUUCAGCAAGAACAGUUACUGAACGUACAGCUUUAGGUGUCAGACAAUCUGUCACAUUUGAUGAACAUUUAAAUGGUAUGGUUCAUGUUUUUGUUCGUCCCGAUGGUCUUGCAUCAGUUACUAUUUCUGACAAUGAAUAUCCACAACGAGUUGCAUAUAACCUUCUUAGCAAAGUUAUGAAUGAUUUUUCAAAUUUAUAUCCACCAGCCUCAUGGUCACAAAUGGAAAAGAAAACGGAUCGAUUGGCAUCAUUGAGUGAGUUGUUGAAGAAAUAUCAGAAUCCACAAGAAGCUGAUCUAUUAAUGAGUCUUGAAAAAGAUAUUGAUGAUACAAAAGUUGUUCUUAUAAAUACAAUCGAGAAAUUACUUGAACGAGGUGAAAACAUUGAUAAAUUAUUACAACAAUCGAAGGAUUUAAGUGAUGUGACGAAGGGAUUUGCUGAAACGGCUAAAAAGACAAAUAAAUGUUGUAAUUUAUUCUAA
Molecule: messenger RNA, 609 nt
Organism: Rotaria sordida
Lineage: Eukaryota; Metazoa; Rotifera; Eurotatoria; Philodinida; Philodinidae
Source: the annotation of a GenBank genome assembly